Molecule: messenger RNA, 1183 nt
Organism: Populus nigra (black poplar)
Lineage: Eukaryota; Viridiplantae; Streptophyta; Magnoliopsida; Malpighiales; Salicaceae
Exons: 1
Coding region: 194-1066 (290 amino acids)
Source: RefSeq, a predicted model, not a curated record
CACAAGUUGAAGUGACCACAUGACAUCUUCUCCCCCCUACCCUACAAUUUGCAACGGAAAAAAGUACAUUGAAAACUGGCCUUGGAAGAACAAGUUGGAACGCGUCGUGUCUUAACAUUUCUCCAAACCUUAAAAGAAUCAAACAGAGACCAGAACAUACAACAGAAGCUAAAAACCAGAGGAGGAGAAAGAAAUGGCAUCUCUCGUAACCCAUUUGUGUGCCAGUCUUUUCCUUCUCCCUAUUGGCCUACGACGUCUCUUCUGCUCCUCUUCUCUUUACCUCAAGAACACAUCUCUUUUUAGAUCCAAAACAUGGUACCUCUCUGAUCCCAAAUGGAUUAAUCUUGAUUUAUAUGCUCUCACUGUAGCCCUCCCUAUUGCUUCUUUCUCUCUAAUCUUUCUUUUCUUCUCUAUUAGCACGGGUCAUAUAACUUACCGUUUCUCGUUCUUGCAUCAAUCAUUGCUUCUAUUUCUCUACUGGGUUUUGGCAAUUCUGUUUGUUCUACGCGAUAGCAUUGACCUUUUAGUCAUUCUUGAUAAUUUCUUGUUUGUGUUUGGUGGGAUUUUGUUUUUUGUAGAGUAUUCUUUUAUUGGUGAGGGCACUUCUGGUCUUGUUGGUGAGGCUGUUUAUGGUUUGUGUGGUAAUCUUAGUCUUGUUUGUGGACUUUGUUGUUUGUAUUUGGCUAUUAGGCCUGGUGCAUUUUUUGCCGAGUAUUUUUUGUGUUGUGGGUUGGUUUUGAAAGGGACUUGGUUUUUGCAAGCUGGGUUGUGUUUAUAUACUGGUGUUUUUGGUUUGAAAGGGUGUCAUAAGAUUGAGAUUUUGCCAGGAAGUGGAAAUGUUGAGUUCAAGUGUGAUCUAGAGGAAGAUGGAUUGAGGGGUGUGGCAUUGGUGAAUUUGUUGUUUGUUGGGCAUGCAAUUAUUGUCUUUCUUGUGAGUUUGGGGAUGCUUGCAUUGUUGUCAAGUAAUACGAAUUUGAGGCAUGGUGAAGCAAGUGGUCCUUUGUUGGCAGGGCUUGAAUCUGAGAGUGCUUUGAUGCGGGCGCUUCCUGAAUUUGAGGUGGAAUGAAGUGUAUUUUUUUCUUCUAAUUUCCCAUGUAUUUACGAUACAAAAUUUUAGUGUUUAAUUGAAUUUAAAUCGAUUGUUUGUCUAUACAUAUAAGGCAAUGGUGUUCUUUUCCUGGUA